UUGAUAGUGUUAGUUUCCUCACGUGAGCUGCUUAGUUAUUUUUCUGUUCACACGUGCAUAGUUUUGUUAGUCAAGUGUUAGUUACGUAGUUUUCCCUUACUCUGUAUUGUAUAUAAGUUUGUAAAACCUGAUUCUUUCAAUAAUAUCAAGAAGUAUUUUCCCAAAUUAUCUGAUAUGGUAUCAGAGCCCAAAUUCUAGGGUUCUUAGGGUUUAUACUUCCUCAAUUUUCUCUGAGAAAAUUCCUUUAUUUCUCUAAGAAAAUUCUUCAUUGUUAACAAUGGCUUCCGCUGCAACUCAAGCUGUUGCUACAUCAGAGAAUGUUGCGUCUUUGUCUUCACAAGAUUCACCAAUGGAUGAUCCCUUGUUCUUGCAUCAUGCAGAGAGUCCAAGUACAGUUCUUGUGACUCAGCCCUUGAUUGGUGGAGAGAACUACUCAGCAUGGGCUCGAGCAGUGAGAAAAGCAUUACUCACCAAGAACAAAUUGGGAUUCAUUGAUGGUUCUCUCACUUUAUCAUCUCCAAUGGUGUCUACUCCUUCGGCUGUUCAGGCUUGGAUCAGAUGUGAUAAUAUGGUUGGAACUUGGUUAACCAACUCAGUAUCACCAAAGCUUCAAGCAAGUAUCAUUUAUGAAGACAUGGCUUUGGAGAUUUGGACUGAUUUGCAGAAUCGAUUUGCGCAGAGUAAUGGACCAAGAAUUUACAAUCUUCAGAAGGAAAUUGCUGAUUUACACCAAGGUGAAGUUUCUAUAACUGACUUCUUUACUCAAUUGAAAGUACUUUGGGACCAAUUGCAAAGCUAUAGUCCAUUUCCUUCAUGUACAUGUGGAAAAUGUGUGUGCAAUGUGAAUAAGAGGCUUAGUGAUCUGCAAGUUAGAGAAUCAGUAUUGAAGUUUUUAAUGGGUUUGAAUGAUUCUUUUUCACAAGUAAGAUCUCAAGUAUUGCUCAUGGAUCCUCUGCCUUCUGUUAGCAAAGUCUAUGCUUUGUUGAUACAAGAAGAGAUGCAAAGAUCAGUUACUAAUCAAUUUGGUGUGAAGGUUGAUUCAACUGCUUUGGUUGCAAAGAUGCAAAACCUUAAUCCUGGUAUUACUUCUGGUGGUAAUGGUGUCAAGGGCAAGGAUAAGCCUGUUUGCACUCAUUGUGGCAAGACUGGCCAUAUAGCAGAUAAGUGCUAUAGAUUACAUGGCUUUCCUCCUGGUUUUAAGUUCAAGAAUAAGCCUCCAAUGGCGCAUCAAGUCUCAGCCAUUCAGUCACAAGAAUUGAUGUCUUGUCCAAAUCCCAACAAUUCUGUCUUUACUCCAGAACAGUAUCAGCAGCUUCUUGCAUUGAUUAAUCCUUGUUCUCCUCUUGUGUUUGCUGUCCAAGGCAGGGAUAUUCAUGGGAAGGAUGCUUCUUUAACAUGUGUUCCUUCUUCUUCUUCUGCAAUGGCAGGACCUUACCUGUUGGAGAACGAUUGGAGUGGGGCAAGCAAAUGAUGGUUUGUACCUGUUACAAUCUAGCAGCACUUAUCAGCAUUCUUCAAGCUCUCUUGAUGAUUUCUUGGCAAGUCAUAAUCUGAGUACAGUUUCCAAUUCUUUCUCCGCUACAACUUCAGCCAAUACACUUUCUUUCCUUUGGCAUAACAGAUUAGGGCAUCCAUCAGAUUCUAGGUUACAAGCUUUAAGUCAUGUUUUUCCUUUUCUGAAAACUUCUUGUAAUAAUGCUUGUAACAUUUGUCCUUUGGCUAAACAAAAACAUUUGCCAUUUCCUUUUAAUAACAAUCUUAGUACUUUUGCCUUU
This is a messenger RNA of Quercus robur (English oak), 1775 nucleotides long. RefSeq lists its product as uncharacterized. The transcript is spliced from 2 exons. Gene Ontology annotation, molecular function: nucleic acid binding; zinc ion binding. The coding region runs from base 278 to 1471 and encodes 397 amino acids. NCBI's taxonomy places the organism in Eukaryota, Viridiplantae, Streptophyta, Magnoliopsida, Fagales, Fagaceae. The record is from RefSeq and is a predicted model, not a curated record.